UACCGUAGGAUCCUGGGCAUUCCAUAAUUCUAAAUUCGCAUUACCCCGCUUAUCAGACAAGAGACUAGCAAAAUAGGUCUCAGCAAAGACCUGUCAGCCAGGGCAACCAAUCCUCCUUUACUUAUCUCGUACCUGACAUGUCUACUACGACACAGUUUGCAACCGCGCCAACAUCAGCACAGCAGCAAAUUUUACGACAACGUGAUCUUAUGAUUUCACAGCAGCAGCAACAGCAACAACAACAACAACAACAACAACAACAGCGACAAUACGAACGCAUAGGGUCAGGCACGCAAUUGACACCACAACAGCAGUUACAGCAGCAAAUGUUCUCUCAGACUGGUGGUGUUCAGCAGCAUGGCAUGGCUGGUGUUCAAGGCGCUAUAUCAAACCCAACCGCUGCCGCUUACAAUACCAUGGUGAAUGCUCCUUUUACGAAUGGUCAACCCCCGGUAGGCUCUGCGGCAUCCAUACCCCAACAGAUGGCUAAUAACCCAGCUCUUCAACGUAUGCCACCAUCCGCCGUUAUGGCUGGACAGCCAAUGACGAACCGCAUAGUUCCUAUCAACGCUGGUCAGUUACCUGGCCAAUUGACCACACAGCAGGCUGGACCAGCUGGCGUUGGAUCGGCUGUCUACCGAUUACUACAAUACCUUGACAAUCUCGGACCUGGAGCCCAGACAAAGGAAAUAUCGUUUUGGCAAAAAGUUGUUGGCGAUUUUUUUUCAGACAAUGCUACCUUCCGGUAUGAAAUGACCAACGCGCAAACAGAGGAGAAAAAAGUGUUUGAAUUACCGGCUUCUCUACUGGCAAGAUUUUACCUCACAUAUUUUCAAUCUGGUGUCGUGCGGAUGAGUUGGACAUUGGAAAGCACAAAUGAGCUGAUGUUUGGAGCUGGCUCUUUCGUUGUAGACUGUUCUCAAUCUACACUCAUACAGUACUUCGAUAACGGCUCACAGGUUUUACUAAACGGCAGACUACGCGCACAACUUUCACCAUCACCUCCAACAGGAGCUCUGAAAAUAGACAUGUUGGACUUCUCCAGUCGUGGAUAUUCAGAAUAUAUACCAAGAAACACGUUACUUGGACUAUCUAAACAUGAAUCUCUGAAGAAGGAUAACAAGAAUAUUAGCAAUAAGCUUGACGCUAUACUACGAGAAAUUAUACCAGAUGGUUUGGUGAACGACUUUGGCAUCUGCCCACGAGUGAUGCGGUGUUUAGAGAUUGCCGAGGUCGUCGCUUCCUUUGAUGACUUAAUAUACUACAGUCGAAUGUCAAGCGUCGGUCCAUUGGGUACUUAUACUGCAAACUGGGAAUGCUACACUUGUGUUGAUACCAGAAUACUUACUCUUCUGUUUUGCAUCUUCCAGAAAGCCUGAAGGAAGUGUC
This is a messenger RNA of Umbelopsis ramanniana AG, 1389 nucleotides long. RefSeq lists its product as uncharacterized. Gene Ontology annotation, biological process: positive regulation of transcription by RNA polymerase II; negative regulation of transcription by RNA polymerase II. Gene Ontology annotation, cellular component: transcription regulator complex; nucleus. NCBI's taxonomy places the organism in Eukaryota, Fungi, Mucoromycota, Umbelopsidomycetes, Umbelopsidales, Umbelopsidaceae. The record is from RefSeq and is a predicted model, not a curated record. The transcript has 6 exons. Bases 138 to 1379 code for a protein of 413 amino acids.